Molecule: messenger RNA, 1576 nt
Organism: Bursaphelenchus okinawaensis
Lineage: Eukaryota; Metazoa; Nematoda; Chromadorea; Rhabditida; Aphelenchoididae
Source: the annotation of a GenBank genome assembly
AUGUUCAAUGCCCGAUACGUGAAGCAACGGACGUUGAAUGUUUUAAAAUGGAGAGUAAAAGUUAGCAAGUUUUACUUACCUGUUGUGCCAUUAGUGCUAUUGGCAUUGUUUUUGGUCACUUUCUCUGGAUUUACUGAUUUCUUUUGGGAAGUCGACUUUAGUUCUUGUUUCAAAUGGUCUGAUAUUGAUGUGCGAGAUGAGGUAAGUGUUUUUUUAAUAUUUGAUGUUUAGGUAUUAUUUUUCACAUAUAAGCAUAAAUAUUCUUCUUUUUAUGUUGUUUUGGGUAUCAGAAGCUGUUAUUGUUUCUGCAGCACAGGUCUGAAGAUCUAAUUGCACCUGUUUUAGGUAGUGAAAGAACUAACGGGCCAAAAAGCUUCCAAGAACUAUAUGAAUGACAUUGAGAAGUUUAAGCUUCACUCAGAACAGUACAAGUGCGAUUUGAACAAGACAUCUUUGCUAAUACUUAUAAAAUCAGCUCCGGAUCGUGUUGAGGUAAUUUAAUUUUGUUAUAUUGUUUAUGGUUUAGAGGAGAAAUGCUUACAGAAGGACCUUAUCUACGAUAAAUUUGCAUAUGAAGUGGAAGGUACGAACAUUGUUUGUUCUUGGACAUUAUGACAAUCAAUUGGAAAGUGUUACAACUGAGAACAAGUUCUACAAAGAUAUGAUUAUCGGGGAUUUUGUAGAUAACUAUUACAAUAACACUUAUAAGGUAAGACGGUGUGUAAAACACGGAACGAACUUUUGUGUAGGACAUUUUUGUUUUUUAAAUGCGAAAAAAAUGUUUAGUUUUUUUUAUUUUUAGAUGGUAUAUUCAAUAAAGACAGCUUACGAAUAUUGUGGUGAAGUUCCUUAUUUGGUUUCGAUGGACGAUGAUUAUAUGAUAAGUAUUCCAAAUUUAAUAGAGUAUCUGAACAAACAUACGAAGAAUGAACAGUUAUACGCUGGCUACAGAGUAGAUUCAUCACCUUUUAGGUUACGAUUCCAAAGAUAUGCUGUAAGUUUCAAAAUUUAAUAUUUUUAGAUAAUUUUAGGUAUUACUUUACAAAAAUUAUAUUUUUAUAUUAUUAUUUAUUAACUUGAUGGUAAUGUACAGCAUCUAAAUAUUAUUUUUGAAACGGUUUUUUUAGAUAAGCUUAGAUGAGUAUCCGUACAACUUGUAUCCACCAUAUAUAACAGGAGGCUUGGUGAUAUAUACUCCACAAGCAGUAAAGGAGUUUUACAUUGCUAUAAAGUACCUAAAGUUGUUCAAAUUCGACGAUAUUUAUGCUGGUAUGUUUGUUUUACUGCCGUCCAUCAAGUUUCUUAUACAGUAUUUUUCACUUUAUUAGUAGUUAUGUUGAGUUAAAUACAAAUUUUUUACAUUGUUUGGAUUGUUUUUUAAUACGUAAUAUUUUUAGGCAUAAUAGCGUAUUACCUUGGCUACAAUCCCCAGAUGUUGUCUACAGUACCAAUAACAAGAGAUGGUUAUGAAUUUGGAUUGAAGGUAGGAGAACAUGGAUAUACAGCUGAUGAGAUAGAACAAACUUUAUUGGGUAUCAACAAAGAUGUACAAAUUAAGCAGUUGAUGGUACUGUAA